This is a messenger RNA of Capronia coronata CBS 617.96, 1344 nucleotides long. RefSeq lists its product as uncharacterized. NCBI's taxonomy places the organism in Eukaryota, Fungi, Ascomycota, Eurotiomycetes, Chaetothyriales, Herpotrichiellaceae. The record is from RefSeq and is a predicted model, not a curated record. The transcript has a single exon. Bases 1 to 1344 code for a protein of 447 amino acids.
AUGAAGCGGCUCAAUCGGUUUCUCGAACGUGUCAGGUCCCCGUCCCGCUCUCCAGCUUCCGCUGCCCCUCCGGCUCCCUCUCCCGGUCCCGCUCCACCUCCGGCCAGUCAACCAGAUCAACAGCCAGCCGCCGCAGCACAUCCGCCUCCCAGCGAACAGAGAAAUUUCAAUGUUGCAUCGCAAAACCAACCCGGGUCGACGCUCAACAUUGCAUUGCAGAACCAAACCACCUCAAACACGGUGUAUGCCUAUAUCACAGGCCAAGCCAUUGACAACAAUAACGCUCUCUUCCUCCUCCAAGCCGACGGCCGAACUCCAUAUUAUCCCACCUCCCCAGCCAGCGUGGGAAGCAGCAUUCCGCAGAACUGCGCCAUAGUCCUGGGUCCUCCCGGCAACACGGUGAAUGUCACGAUUCCCCACAUCGCCGGCGGCCGGAUCUGGUUCUCGAUCGACGCGCCCCUGACGUUCCUACUCAACCCGGGUCCCGCCCUCGUCGAGCCGUCCGUGACCAACCCUUCCGACCCGAACAUCAACAUCGACUGGGGCUUCGCGGAAUUCACAUACAACAGCGACCAACUGUACGCCAACAUCAGCUAUGUCGACUUCGUCGGCCCGCCUGUCGCCUUGACCCUGACCACGCAGGCCGGUGUCACACAGCAUGUAUCAGGCAUGCCGGCCGGCGGACUCGACCAAGUGUGCAACGGCCUGCGCUCACAACACGCGACCGACGGCCAAGGAUGGGACCAACUGAUCAUAUCACGCAACGGCAACGGCCGCAACCUGCGCGCCCUCUCGCCCAACCAAGGCAUGGUGACCAACCCGAACCUCUUCGCCGGGUACUACGACGACUACGUGGCGCGGGUGUGGACGCGGUUCACGACGCAGAGCAUGUCCAUCGACACACAGGCCUCGUUCGGCACCGUGUCCGCGCAGGUCUCGGCGUCGUCGGACACGCUGGUGAUCGGCGGGUCGACCUUCUCCCGACCGUCGACGCGCGACAUCUUCAGCUGUUCGACCGGCCCGUUCGCCACGGGCGCCAAUCCCGAGACCAACGCCAUCAUCCCGCGCCUGGCUGCCGCGUUCAACCGGUCGACGCUGCUCGUGUCGACCAGCCAGCCGGCGCCGCAGGACUUGUACUACAAGGACCCCGUCACGAACCAUUAUUCGCGCAUCGUGCAUCAGGCCAAUCUGGACACCAAGGGCUAUGCGUUUCCCUACGACGAUGUCCAGCCUUCGGGCGGCGCCGACCAGAGUGGCGAAGUGCAUGCUGGCGAUCCGGCGUUGUUUACUGUCACUGUCGGAGGGGGGAAUGCUAGUGUCAAUCCACCCAAGAGGGAACUUUAA